ACACAUUACCCGCAAAAAUUUUAAAAGUUCCCGCGUUUUCCAUUUUCCCUUAAAAAUCCUCUCUUCUUCCCGCCGCUUUCGAUCUUAUGUAGUAAAUCUUCCAGUUCAUUCCCCCUCCGAUUCCAAUCGCGGCUCCUCCCUUUCUUUCUCCGCUUCUCGAAUCUGCAUCUGAAACCGAUGAGAAUGGGGAAGCAGACCAAGGCUAGAAAAGCUGAGGCCGCCGGCAAGGGGAUUGGUAACGUAACCCCUAUUCAGGUCGCCUUCAUUGUUGAUAAAUAUCUUUCUGAUAACAAUUACGCUGAAACGCGUACUGUUUUUAGAGUUGAAGCUUCAUCGCUCAUUGCAAAAUCUCCCAUACAAGAGGCUCCGAAGAGCUUGCUCAGCUUAGAGGCGAUGUUAGAUGAAUACAUCAGUUUGAAAGAACAAAAGGUGAUUUUGGAUCAAGAAAGAAGCUAUUUGGAACAAGAGAAGAUUCGCGUCCACACUCUUCUACAGGGUAUGCAGACUGUUAUGGGUGCUUAUAAUGCCAGUGGAAGGUCUUCAACGCCUUCAAUUUCAGCUGCUCCAAAUAAAGUUGUAGCUGUUGGUCAAUCUGAUCCAUCUGAAUCUCCCGCAGGCUGUCCCAUGAACAUUACGCAACCUAUUCGUCCAGAGGUCACACCUCGGAACACCAAUGGCGGGUCUCAAAGUUUCGUAACACCCGUUAAUAAUGACAUGGAAGCAAAUAAGAGGAAAAGCUCCAAAGCUUCCAUUGUUGUUCCUCCAGCUUCUAAGAGAGCUCGAAAUAAAGUAUCUUCCAGGAAGUCAGCUAGCAAAGAUACUGAUGCACUUUCCCAAUCAACUGUAGCUGGCAAUGUUCAAUCAACUGUCCAGCAUUCUAAUGAAACUCAGUCAUCAUCUCCUAGAUGCACCCCCAAUGUAUCUGUUGUUCAAGGAUCGAGUGUUGUAAAAUGUUUGUUCAACCAACCUUCAUUCUCUAUUCCAAUCAACUCUUCCGGUCCAAAGACUCCCCCCCGUGCAAAUUCUUGUGAAAGCGACAAGUCUACAUCUCCACAUGAGAUUUCCUCUGCUGCUGAUUGCAGUAACAACAAUACUCCGCAAGACGUUAGUCCUACUUGCUGCACUGUAAUUUCAUCAAAAAGAGUGACAAUCAGUCCUUACAAGCAAGUUGCUUACUAUUCUGUAGAGAGGAACCACAGCAUUUUAUCUCCUUCCCCUGUCAAGACAAACUCUAAAAGGCAGGGAAAGAGAGAACACGUGAAGGGACGUCUAGAUUUUGAUGUCUCAGAUGUACCCAUGAGCUCUGACAAGGAGACUGAAAAUGAUAUUUAUGCAUCCGAGACCGAAAAGCAAUUAGACAUUUUUGACAUUGAAUUGCCUUCUCUUGAUGUUUUUGGAGGAGACUUCUCUUUUACUGAAAUGUUGGCUGAUUUGGAUAUGGAUUGUGAAGUAGUUGGCUGUUCAUCCGUCCCAACUUUGGGGGCUUCUAUAGACACUCUCUCUGGGUCAUCUCAUGAGUCCAUGGACUGUAACGUGGGGACUGAUCAAAUGAUGUCAGAAUAUUCAUCAACUGUGACACAAAUUUUAUCUGGAAAAAAUACAAAUACAGAAGGCAUGGAUUCUUUGACUGCAGUGAAGUCCACGACAAAAUGCAUAAGAAUUUUAAGCCCAGCCAAAAAAUUGUAGUUCCUCAAAUCUGUGAUCAACAUAACUCUGCCGCUUGACUAGGGACGACUGAAGCCGACGAGAAACUUACUCUUAACUUAAGAAAUAACUACAUUUUCACUUCCAGAAAGUUGGGUGGUAAGAUUCAAUUACCAUUCAUCUGUAGUAUUUAGUUCCAUCCUCAAGAUAUUCCUUUCCCCAUGCUGGAAAUACUAAUGGAAUGAUUUGCAUCUGCUAGAGUAAUUUGGUCAUGCUUUACAUUCUAUAGUUUGAAAUAUGAGAUGUAAAUUCCCCCACAGAGCGUUCUGGUGAAAUUGUAUAAAUGCAGUACAUAUGUUAGGACAUUUCUUUGAUAUUUCCCGGAGUGAAUGACAAUAUAGACUUUGGAACAGGAA
Cucurbita pepo subsp. pepo (vegetable marrow) is the source of this 2060-nucleotide messenger RNA. Its product is annotated as myosin-M heavy protein. The record is from RefSeq and is a predicted model, not a curated record. NCBI's taxonomy places the organism in Eukaryota, Viridiplantae, Streptophyta, Magnoliopsida, Cucurbitales, Cucurbitaceae.